AUGGGUUCUCUUCUGUCUUCAGCAGCGGAUUCUCUUUCCAGUGAAGUUCAGAGCAUUCGGGGAGCUGUGAGGAACCUGGAACAAGUCCAGACAGCAAGCACUUAUAUUUACAGCGACAUUCAGCGGAUUUUGGGAUUUUUGGGGAAAGUGGCAGAAGAGCGCCAGAAAAUUAAAGACUCCUCUAAUCCAUUAUGCAGUGAGGGAUGGAUACAUUAUGGACUCAGCUGUUACUAUGUGCCUUCAAAUGUAAAAACAUGGAACGCCUCCAAAAAAGACUGUGAGGACAAGCAGGCCCACCUGAUGGUUGUUAAUAGUGAGGAAGAGAUGGAUUUUCUGCGUAGGAUUGCAAACAAACAAUACUUGUGGAUCGGUCUAACAGAUGCGGAUGGAACCUGGAGAUGGGUGGAUGGAACGCCUUAUGACAUCACUCCAAAGUUCUGGGGGAAGAAUCAGCCCGAUAAUUGGAUGAAUCCUCAUUUAGGAGGAACGGAAGACUGUGCUGCGUUAAUCCCAAGUAAUUACUGGAAUGAUGGUCACUGUAAUGAAAUAAUGAAAUACGUCUGUGAGAAGAAGAUGGUCUUAUGAUAUGGACGGGUGAACAUCAGAGGACACCUGAUAUCUCUGUCUGCCUUUUCUCCUUCUAUAUCAUACUACGGCCAUAUAGAAUCUACUACUGUAUUAAAUAAUGCUUCAGGAUAUGCUGGGACUUGUUUCUCUUCUAGAAUGGGAGGACCUUUAGAACGUCCAAUCUGCAGUUUUCACGUUGAACUCCAGUCCUGUCUUUAGUCUUGCACAGUUGUAUAGGCUCCUGUAUUUCACCACAAUGUGCAUUAGAAGCUCACAAUGUGCAAAUGGAGCUCACAAUGUGUAUUAGAAGCUCACAAUGUGCAUUAGAAGCUCACAAUGUGCAUUAGAAGCUCGCAAUGUGCAUUAGAAGCUCGC
Rana temporaria (common frog) is the source of this 942-nucleotide messenger RNA. Its product is annotated as asialoglycoprotein receptor 2-like. The transcript has 6 exons. Bases 1 to 585 code for a protein of 194 amino acids. NCBI's taxonomy places the organism in Eukaryota, Metazoa, Chordata, Amphibia, Anura, Ranidae. Gene Ontology annotation, molecular function: signaling receptor activity. The record is from RefSeq and is a predicted model, not a curated record.